AUGUCCAGAAGCGCCUCCGGUUACGAUCCAGCUGCUGGUCCGCGCACAACAGGAACCACGACAGUCGUCCGUCCGCGGUCGUCGAUAUACGACAGGAACCUUCAUCGCACAAGACACGAGAUCAGUGUGUCCAGCUUGAGUUUUCUGUUUAUGGAAAUAGUGUCGAUGAACCUGAACCAGGCAAAAAGCCUGAUUGAACUUGAGCGGAAACUAAACAAUCUCGGAUAUUCCAUAGGCGCCAAGGUGCUGGAGCUGGCCUCGCUACGCGAAAACUUCAACAACAACCUCACGUCUUCAGGGAAAUCGAACAUGUCAAAAAGAGAAAUCAAGGUCCUGGAGAUUCUGCAUUUCAUCACUUCUGUUAUAUGGCCUAGCCUUUUUGAAAAACCGGCAGACAAUCUGGAAAAAUCGUCAGAGUCCAACUCUCAAUACAUGAUCAUUGACAAUGCUCCUCUCUUGAUGAAAUAUAUAUCUGUGCCUAAAGAGUAUGAAGGACUAAAUUGCGAGGCCUUUGUGGCCGGCAUAGUGGAGGGAAUUCUUGACUCCACAUUCUUCAAAUGCGAGGUUAGUGCGCACACGGUCCCGUUGGAGGGUCAUCUUGGCCGAACAGUAUAUUUAAUCAAUUUCGACGAGGAGUUGAUCGCGCUGUACAACAGACGCUCCAAUGUACUGAAACCAAAGUCUACGAAUAUUAUUACACCUAGAGCAAAAGCCUUUGAGGUGUUGUCUAUUUCUCCUGAAGCGUCAAGGGUGAUUGGCCAGUCAACUUUGGACGCCCUUCCGGGAGCCAGAACUCCGCCAAUGCUGGUGUACAGUUCGAGCUCUGUGCUGAACGAGAACAAUCUUUCCGUGACAUCUACCCCUUUCAGGGCUCCAAUUGUUGAGCUUCCAGAACACUUCGAUGAUGAACAAGGCAAGGACAGCAUGUUUGUAAACUUCCUCAGUCGUUUCGAGCGUAGAAACUCAAGGGCUACCAAAAAAGUUGGUUUUGAAGACCAAAAAGACCAGACAAAAGAAAGAAAGCCCAAGCCAUUCAAAAAAAUCAAAAAACAGAACAAGUCGGGUUCUGGAGAUCUUCUGGGUCUCAAUCAUACUAACCACCAAGUUACACGAUUUCUCGCUAUUGACAGAAAGAAGCUCAAAAUGUGGACUCGCCGCGAGUUCGAGCUAUUCGUGAGUUUCAGAAUCACUGGCUGA
Molecule: messenger RNA, 1197 nt
Organism: Ogataea haglerorum
Lineage: Eukaryota; Fungi; Ascomycota; Pichiomycetes; Pichiales; Pichiaceae
Exons: 2
Coding region: 1-1197 (398 amino acids)
Biological process (GO): endoplasmic reticulum to Golgi vesicle-mediated transport
Cellular component (GO): TRAPPIII protein complex; TRAPPII protein complex; TRAPPI protein complex
Source: RefSeq, a predicted model, not a curated record